AUGCUGCGAACUGUGUGGGUGGCUAGGGCAUCGGUGUCAUUCCUCCAGGAGACCCAUUUCCAGGGGGGCGAUGCCCCGGCACUCAGGGAUCGGAGGUUCCCCAUAGGAUACUUCGCCAACCACAGAGACUCCAAGAAAGCAGGAGUGGCCACCCUCUUCGCUAGCACUGUGCCCUUCAACUGCGUAGAAAAAAAGGCUGACCCGAACUGGCACUUGUUCCUUAAAGGCACAAUAGCAGACCGGCGCUACACCUUCGCCUCCGUAUACGCCCCUAAUGCCAAACAACAUCGCUUCCUCGCUAAAACAGCACGGCUACUGGAGGGUUUCCGGGAGGGGCUCCUGAUCCUUGCGGGAGACAUCAACGUCCCCAUGGACCCCGCAUAG
This is a messenger RNA of Pelobates cultripes (western spadefoot toad), 384 nucleotides long. The record is from the annotation of a GenBank genome assembly. NCBI's taxonomy places the organism in Eukaryota, Metazoa, Chordata, Amphibia, Anura, Pelobatidae.